UCCUCAGGAAACCCUGCAAGCUCGGAUCGCUACUACAAAAACAUUUGUCUCAGUGGAUUAUCCUCACUGUCAGGAGCCCAGCCAGAAUGAAACUAGUUCACGUCGCUCUGCUCUAUCUCGGUUCUGUGACCUUCUUCGGGGUGGAUGCUGCAAGGGUGGACGUAGCGACAGAGUUCAAAAGAAAAUGGACAAAAUGGGCACUGAGCCGAGCCAAGCGGGACGUGAAGCCUGCGGGCGUGCUCCGAGGGCUGGGGGCAGCCGCCGAUGUGCUGCCUCUCGUAAGAACCCAGGACGUGAAAGAGGAUCUCCGAGUCUCGCAUCCCAGCAGCCGGGAGGAUGCUCACAUCCGCGUCAAGCGCUACCGCCAGAGCAUUAACAGAUUCCCCCACUUCCAAGCCAUCCGCAUGGGGUGCCGCUUCGGGACGUGCACGGUGCAGAGGCUGGUCGACGAGAUCCACAGGACGACCGGCAAUAAGGAUAAGGACGACACCGCCCCCCCCAACAAGAUCAGCCCGCAGGGCUACGGGCGGCGGCGGCGGCGGUCCCUGCCCGAGCGCCGCAGCCCAGCGCGCUCCCCCCGCGCCGGGCGGCGCCCACGGACGCACCGGGCGCAGCCCCUCGACCCCGUCCUGGAGGUGUGAGCGCCGCACGCCCCGGCCGAGGCCGCCCCGACGCAUGGACUGAGGCGCGGACCGAGAUCCGGCAGGAUCCGCGGAGAGCGCCCGCCCGGGCGGGACCCGGCGCGCCCUCCGCGGGGGAGCUGUGAAGGGCCGGGCCCGCCGGGGCUGCGCCCCCCGCAAGCCGCCCACUCCGACCCUCCCCGGGCGAGGCCCCGCCGGCUCCCGCACCAGCCGCCCGGGGCUGGAAGGCGCCGCCGAGCCGCCCCCCGCCCGCCGCUGCACCCGGGGGGCCGGGCGGUCCCUCCGGAGCCCUGCCCCGAGGAGGGGAUGCUCUGGGGAGCCCCGCCGCCGGGGGGGACCCGCUGGCGGGCGACUGGCCCCGGCCUCGCCUUCUGCCUCCGGGAGUUUGAGGGUGCCCGUCAGCCCCGGGCAAGGACAGGUCGCCCACAUCUGCUCUACCCUCUGCGUUAUCUGCACCCGGCAGGGAAUCGGACACUCACUAGUCCCUGCGGGGACUGCGAUAUACUUGAACGUCACAGAGAGGAAAAGUGCAAUUGUACGUGGUUUUUGUUAAUUAUAAGUGCGGUGUGUGUGGAUCACGAGAUACGUAUCGGUAUUUAAGGUUGUUCUGUGUCAUGUCAUGUUUGUAUCUUUUUUUUUUUUGAAAAAUAUAUUUUAUUUUUAUACGUUUUAUAUAUAUAUAUAUAUAUAUAUUGCAUACGGGCAUUUUAAAACAUUGUAUCCCCUCUAUUUUUCAUAUCGUGAAUGUCAAACGUUAAACUCUUUUUCCAUACCUUUUUUUAUCUUGCAUUCCAGACUGGUGAAAGAUGUAGAGAAUGUAUCAGCUGUUCUCCAUGGGUAAUAUGUGAAAUAAAAUAAACACAAUUACAUAAAACA
This is a messenger RNA of Pipra filicauda (Wire-tailed manakin), 1517 nucleotides long. RefSeq names its product adrenomedullin (gene ADM). Lineage: Eukaryota; Metazoa; Chordata; Aves; Passeriformes; Pipridae. Gene Ontology annotation, cellular component: extracellular region. Bases 87 to 641 code for a protein of 184 amino acids. Gene Ontology annotation, molecular function: adrenomedullin receptor binding; hormone activity. The record is from RefSeq and is a predicted model, not a curated record. Gene Ontology annotation, biological process: regulation of systemic arterial blood pressure; adenylate cyclase-activating G protein-coupled receptor signaling pathway; adrenomedullin receptor signaling pathway. The transcript has 4 exons.